Messenger RNA from Echinops telfairi (small Madagascar hedgehog), 1474 nucleotides. RefSeq names its product mitochondrial ribosomal protein S2 (gene MRPS2). Gene Ontology annotation, molecular function: structural constituent of ribosome. Gene Ontology annotation, biological process: translation. Lineage: Eukaryota; Metazoa; Chordata; Mammalia; Afrosoricida; Tenrecidae. Gene Ontology annotation, cellular component: ribosome; mitochondrial small ribosomal subunit. The record is from RefSeq and is a predicted model, not a curated record. Bases 1 to 1164 code for a protein of 387 amino acids. The transcript has 4 exons.
AUGGCGCCUAACAACAAGCCUUCUCCGCGGCUGGGCACCAAGCAACGAUCGACACCUGCUGUGUUCACCAGAGGAAGCUCAGCACCCUCUCUGCAGGAGAAACGGUGCCGGAAGCAUCGCGUGGCUGGGACCAUCCUCAGUCUGUGUUGUCCACUCUGGGCUUCUUGUCCACCCAACCUGGCUUCCGUGUCUACAGGGAGGCAGUGGGCCAGCCCCACACUGCAGUCCGUGUUGGGGGAUGAGCUCCACAGCACCCCUUUCUCUCAUCCUCCCUAUGCAGACCUCAGAGACAGGGUUCUGAGUGAGCCCCUCAAGCACUCCGACUUCUUCAACGUCAAGGAAUUGUUUUCCGUCAGAAGCCUCUUUGAUGCGCGGGUGCACCUGGGCCACAAAGCUGGGUGCCGGCACAGGUACGGGGAUGGUCCCUGGCCCCUCCCGCUGUGGCUGGAUGUCCUCCAGAAGGCGACCCCAGGGGCGUGUCGGCCGAGCCGCAGGACCUCAGCGAGCGCCCCAGCCCUCGCUGCCAGCGAGCCCGAGGACUCCGGUAACGCUGGGCUCAGCCUGCGGAGGGAGGGUGGGCUGGCUGCCCCAGGAGUACCCCCACCCGCACCCCAGGGGAACUCCUCGAAGACAGCUGCACACCUCCAGCGGGCCCUGAACUUCACAGCCCACAUGGCCUAUCGCCGAGGCAUCAUCCUGUUUGUCAGCCGGAACCGGCAGUUCUCGCACCUGAUUGAGACCACAGCCCGAGAGUGUGGCGAGUACGCCCACACGCGCUACUUCAAGGGCGGCCUGCUCACCAACGCGCCCCUGCUGCUGGGCCCCGGUGCCCGCCUGCCUGACCUCAUCAUCUUCCUGCACACGCUCAACAAUGUCUUCGAGCCGCACGUGGCCUUGAGGGACGCGGCCAAGAUGAACAUCCCCACCGUGGCUGUGGUGGACACCAACUGUAACCCCUGCCUGGUCACCUACCCCGUGCCCGGCAACGACGACUCGGCCACCGCCGUCCAGUUCUUCUGCAGGGUCUUCCGGACCGUCAUCCACCGGGCCAAGGAGAAAAGGAGGCAGGUGGAGGCCCUGUACCGCCUGCAAGCCCAGUCCAGCACCCCUCCCAGCCCAGGACCAGACACCCCUUCCCCAAGUGACCUGUCGAGCUCCCUGUAGUCCCAGGGCUGUGGGAGCCGGGGCUGGUGCCCCCUGCUUUCCCAUGUCAGACUGCCAUUUGUCCCCAAACAGACCCUGUGUUUAUUCAAAAGGGUGGGCUGGGCCAGAGUCAGGGUUCGCAGCCUGUGCCCUGUGAGGGCCCCCACUCUGGUCAGGGAGGGUAUUCCAUGGGCCCCAUUUUUCCCCUUCACCACAGGCCCCCGAAACCCUCAACUCUCCUGCCUGCUGGUCCUCAGGGACUGUAUGACUCCCCCACCCAGCUCACCAUGUGGACUGGGACAGAAAUAAAGGUGACAGUUGGGGACUGUUG